This is a messenger RNA of Prunus mume (Japanese apricot), 1848 nucleotides long. RefSeq names its product 2-oxoisovalerate dehydrogenase subunit beta 1, mitochondrial. Gene Ontology annotation, cellular component: oxoglutarate dehydrogenase complex. The record is from RefSeq and is a predicted model, not a curated record. Lineage: Eukaryota; Viridiplantae; Streptophyta; Magnoliopsida; Rosales; Rosaceae. Gene Ontology annotation, biological process: response to nutrient; branched-chain amino acid catabolic process.
AAAUGACAAAUCAAGAGAUAAGAUCAACACUUUCUCUCUCUCUCUCUCUUUAGAGGAAACUAGUAGGGAUUGGCAUUACAUCAAGUGUAAGUACAUGCUCACUUCUCAUAUCUGAGAGAGAGGGAGAGAGAGUUCUCUGUUUGUUUGUUAUUUUUUGAGUGAUUGUUUAAAACUCGAAACGAAAUGGGCCUGAGGAGGUUUGGAAGAUUGGUCAAAUGGGUUGGUGGUAAUGGUAGGAGGCCAUUUUCAACCUCCUCCUCCUCCUCUUGUGAUGAAAUGAUGGUUCAGCAAAUUGCGAGUGGGAAAUCAUUGAACCUCUACUCUGCCAUCAACCAAGCGCUCCACAUCGCCUUGGAAACUGAUCCACGUGCUUAUGUAUUUGGAGAAGAUGUGAGCUUUGGUGGGGUCUUUCGUUGCACAACAGGCUUAGCUGAUCGAUUUGGUAAACAAAGGGUUUUUAAUACCCCUCUCUGUGAACAGGGCAUUGUGGGAUUUGGCAUUGGUCUAGCUGCUAUGGGUAAUCGAGCUGUAGCAGAAAUCCAGUUCGCAGAUUAUAUUUUUCCUGCUUUUGAUCAGAUUGUCAAUGAAGCUGCAAAGUUCAGAUACCGAAGUGGAAAUCAAUUUAAUUGUGGAGGUUUAACAAUACGAUCCCCCUAUGGAGCUGUGGGCCAUGGUGGACAUUAUCAUUCACAAUCUCCUGAAGCUUUCUUCUGUCAUGCCCCUGGUAUCAAAGUGGUCAUCCCUCGAAGCCCACGGCAAGCAAAAGGCUUAUUGCUUUCCUGCAUACGCGAUCCAAACCCUGUUGUGUUUUUUGAACCAAAGUGGCUAUACAGAUUAUCAGUAGAAGAGGUUCCUGAGCAUGAUUACAUGUUGCCUUUAUCAGAGGCAGAGAUAAUUCGAGAGGGCAACGAUAUAACACUUGUUGGUUGGGGAGCUCAGUUAUCUAUAAUGGAACAGGCCUGUAAGGAUGCUGAAAAAGACGGAAUUUCUUGUGAACUGAUAGACCUGCGAACUCUUUUACCUUGGGAUAAGGACACAGUGGAGGCCUCUGUCAGAAAGACUGGAAGGCUUCUUAUUAGUCAUGAAGCUCCGGUUACUGGAGGAUUUGGUGCUGAAAUAUCUGCUUCAAUUGUCGAACGUUGCUUCCUAAGGUUGGAAGCACCUGUUGCUAGAGUGUGUGGUCUGGAUACCCCAUUUCCUCUUGUAUUUGAGCCCUUCUAUAUGCCCAACAAGAACAAGAUAUUGGAUGCAAUCAAAUCAACUGUAAAUUACUAGUGUAAAAUCAAGUCUGCUUCUAUCUUCUCUCUCUAGUUUGCUUUCCUAGUGUAGGUGCCAUCUGCCUCCAUUAUCACCUUGCACCCGUAUGAUGGAGUAUGGAAAUAAUGUAGUACGAUGUCUUCACUCCUUCACUCAAUCCAUUCCGAUAUUUAAAAGAAACCAGCAAUAAUAUAUUUUUCAUCGUUAAAAAUCUAUAAUGAUUCCUCAAUAACGUACUUGCUUUCCCAAACCCUUUAAUUACCAGUCCUUAUGAUCAAUCAGUGAAGUGAACACAUUAUUAAUGUGAAAAUUACAUAGAAAAUAAAAAAAGUUCCUUUCAGGCUUGGCUCUGCGAAUAGAGAUGCUGACUCUGACAACGUUGAUGGCAGCAAAUAGCGGCCGGAUAUUGGAGCCUCCGAAAACAAGCAGCAUCAUCCUCGCAGAGGAAGCUGAUGGUUGUUUUUCACCAAAGAUUGUAGACUAUUACACGGUCCACCAAAGAUUGUAUGAAUCUCUAUUGGCCUGCCUGUGGACCAAUCUACAAUCAUAACUUUCAACCCUCACACUUAUUAAUGGUCUUGAAAUUGUCAA